UGACAGAGCGCAGGCAUUUAUUUUAUUAUAAGAUAAAAACGCGAAGUGCAUAUCGUUUGAAUUUAAGUGAGACCGGCAUCUUUUUUUAUUUACGUUCAUAAAUAAAAAUAGUUAUCAUUAACCAUGUCUCGUUCAAAUUUUCGCAUUAAAGUCGAUUUAUCGAGAUAUUAUCAAGAUAUUCGACAAAUUUGUUGGAUGUUUAUUGAUGGAACGAAAAUUUUAUUAAUUUCUGAUUUGAAGAAACAUAUAAAUAAAUUAUUUAACAUUAGUGAACCUUAUCAUUUGUGUUUAAAUAAUACUGAAUAUUUACCACCUUCUGAAGAUGCUAGAAUACUAAAAGAAAAUGAAACAAUUGUUGUUGUACCAGGUAGUGGUUUGGACAAUGAAGUAGAAUCAGUUAUGAAUGAUGUAUCAGCUUAUGUACAAAAUAAAAACAUUAGCAGUAAGAAAGAAAAUAUAACAUGCAAUCAUAAAGAAACGAAAUCAGUAGAAUGUGUUAAGGAUGUAACACCAGUUCCUACGAAAGGAAACGAGCUUCUUCGAACUGAUGAUGAACUUUCUGAUUUUAAAAAUGAUGUAUCAUCUUUGGAUGUGACAUUUCAUAGCAUAAUAAAUGAUACAGAGGAUAACUAUAGUACAGAUUCUAAAACAAUGAACAGUACUAUUACAGAUGAUUAUUGUUACGCGCAGAAAGAAGAAACUUCUAAAAAUAAACGUAAAAGAGUGCGACAUAAAAAAGGAAAGAAAAACAAAGACAUAUCGAGUGUAACAAAAGAUUCCAAUGAUGAUGAUGUAAAAACAAAAAAAGCUAAGGUAGUCGAUUCUCUUGUUUUGUCAUCGGGAAAGCAUAUAAGAUUUGAUACUCCAAUAAGUGAAAGACCACAAAAUGAUGACUACUGUGAAAAUUCGUUAGUGAAACUCUAUGAUUUGGCAGACUUUUUGACUCCUCCUACAUUUCAUAAUAAAAAAAUCAAAGAAGAAAUGAAUGUACCAAAAAAUACGCCUGAUAUUGAAAAAGAUAAUAUUAAUGAUUCUAAAAACAUAAAUGAAAAGGAAAACGAAACGUUGAAUAAUAGUCAUGACAAAAAUAUAUCCAAGAAAGAAAGUAAAUCCUCUAUUAAAAAUCAAACAUUUUCUGAUAUUGAACCUGAUCAAUGUGUUCGUAUUCCUGUAAAAAUGCACCAAAUAGAAAGUUUUGAUAUUAUUGAAUUCAAAAUGUUAACGAUUGGAUCAGAUUAUACACCAGAAGUAUCACAAAUAAUCGUAGCACAGGUGAUUUCAAUCGACAGAACAUCUAGUUUAUUUACUUUGAAAAUAAUUAAAGGAUUAGAUCAAAUUUAUGAUGAUAAUGUACCUGCGGGAAAGUUUAGUAUUUCCGAAGAGGAAACUAAUAAGAAAUCAUCGAUUUUUUUCAAUCUAAGCUAUUCUAAAAUGAUUGAUCCGUGCGUUCUAAAAAAGUUAUCUUAACACGAUAUAGCUUAUUAAGAAAUUUAUAUUAAUUAUAUUUUAUAUUUUGACACUUUACGUUCCUGAAUU
This is a messenger RNA of Polistes dominula (European paper wasp), 1536 nucleotides long. RefSeq lists its product as uncharacterized. Lineage: Eukaryota; Metazoa; Arthropoda; Insecta; Hymenoptera; Vespidae. The record is from RefSeq and is a predicted model, not a curated record. Gene Ontology annotation, molecular function: U2 snRNA binding; U1 snRNA binding. Gene Ontology annotation, biological process: spliceosomal snRNP assembly. Gene Ontology annotation, cellular component: Cajal body.